Molecule: messenger RNA, 3854 nt
Organism: Belonocnema kinseyi
Lineage: Eukaryota; Metazoa; Arthropoda; Insecta; Hymenoptera; Cynipidae
Gene: Incenp
Product: inner centromere protein A-like
Exons: 9
Coding region: 250-3105 (951 amino acids)
Biological process (GO): meiotic spindle midzone assembly; positive regulation of protein serine/threonine kinase activity; metaphase chromosome alignment
Cellular component (GO): meiotic spindle midzone; chromosome passenger complex; kinetochore
Molecular function (GO): protein serine/threonine kinase activator activity
Source: RefSeq, a predicted model, not a curated record
GAAUAAAAAGACGUUAUUUACGCGGUGUGUCGCGGAAAACCGGAGUGAAGGGUGGACAUGAUCGCUGGUGCACAUAAAAAUUGUAUUCUUUUGAUUAGUUUUUUGUGAAAUAAUGUGAAUAUUCAGUAUUGAAGUGUGUGAUUGAAUACGGCGCAGAAAAAACUCCCUCAAGGUACAAAUCUUAAUUUGUGCUUGUGUAAACAGAUUCCACUCCGAAAGUUUUUGCCUGCUUUUUCACAGAUUUCCAAGAUGGAAGGAUGGUCGAGGGACAGGAUCAUCCAGAUCAUAUCAUCGCACAUGGAUAUUAUCAACAAACGGAAGGCAGAAAUAAAAAAGGUAAUCGAAGACCUCACACAGAAAAAUUUGGAAUCUCUUGACGCACUUCUGGAACAAAUACCAGACUCUUUAUCCGGUCCUUUGCUAUCCAAGACUCCGAAAGCUUCGAGGAAGCGGAAUAUUAAGCGAAUUCAGACAAUUCCAGAAGAUGACAUGGUGGAGAUUACUCAGGUUACAGAGGAUACGACUAGAGAGCAAUUUGAGGAGAAGGAAACGACAGCUCCUGGUGCCGGGCGACGAUCUAAAAGGGAAGCUUCGAAGAAAGCUGGAGAAAUAAUGAAACAACAACAGUCAAUGACUCUGAAUACUAAAUUGCGAAGACCUUCCAAUGAUGAGAAUGAUGAUUCUGGCCUUAGUAAGGCAUCGUCUCGAGAAAGUCGAUCAAAACGCCUCCGCUCCGCCAGAAGUUCAGACGAGGACCAAGAAGAAGCAGCACGUCGCGUGAAACAGAUUAAAAGCGAAGACCAGCCACCAAGCACGCGAUCUACUCGAAACAAGCAACCCCCUGUCAAUGAGCAUGCUUCCAGUUCUGCCGAGGAGGAAGUUGUUCUACCCAAGGCGGCGAAAUUAUCCUCAGUCAAACGAAAACACGAGAGCAGUUCCUCUCGACAAUUUAAAAGACCCUCUUCCCUUCAGAGUCUGGAACCCGACCCCAAGAAGGCGAACAUAGUUGAUGAAACUCUCGAGGCAGACGAGACAAUUGAGCAAUCACUGUAUGAAGACGCGAUCGGCAAAGCUGUUCCCAUUAUGAACUCCACCAUGAAGCCAACAUCCGCUGCCAAUCAAACUCGCACCAUAAAUCAAACUCCCGCAGCUAAUGUAACCCGUAAUCUCAAUUCCGCUGCGAAUGAAACCCGAAAUUUGAAUUCUGCUGCCAACGAAACCCGCAAUCUUAAUCCCACUGCAAAUGAAACUCGGGUUAUUAAAUCGAACUCGAAGGAACCACUCGAGAGGAUGAUGAACGUAACUGUGGUUCUCGAGCCUGUAAGAAAAAUGAACGAAACCGUCACAGUUUCGAAAGCAUCAAAGGAAAGAUCGAAUUCUGGAUCAGUUCCGAAUUCCAGUACUAUUUCUACUACGAGAAAAGUAACAGAAGCCACCAACGAACGAAACCACUCUCCGUUUUCUGUUCCUCUGUUGAUUCCGAAGAUCGCGGUUAGCAAACUGAACCCAGUUGUGGAAUUAGAUGCCUUAAUGACUGACGACGACUCCUCCCCAGAGAGGAAACAGUCGAGAGGAAAGAAAUUGCAGAAGUUACGCUCGGUUGCAAAAAUAAAGGAUGGUGAAUCUGAGAGCGAAAAGGCACGGACUGGACCGAGGAGAAUCACGAGGUCGAGUUUGAUAAGUGAUGAUGAAGUGGACUGUACUCCGGGAAGAAAAGUUUUGGGUGAUAUGAAUAGCGAGAGGAAUAAGAAGGAAGCCAAAGGUGGAUUUAAGUCGAAUGCGUUAUUUAGUCCUUAUGCUAAGGAAUCAGUGAGGAAGAGAGUUGAGGCUUUUGAGCAAGCGGUACUUGCGAGUCCGACUGUGGAAGAAACGGAGAUGCGACUCACGCGGACGAAGACGAGGGCUCUGGCUGCAGCCAAUGAAAAUGGAGAACAUGUGAGCAAUCCUCCGACGAACACACAAAAACUGGCGAGGAAAUCGUUGGCCAAGGCGAAACAGAUUUUGAGAGCGAAAGACGCGAAGGACGUUGAAGAGUGUAAAGAGAAUCAUCUAAACUCGGUGCAGAAACUUGUGCCAAAUGAUAAAGUAGUGCAAAAGCAGCAACAGAGAAUUACUCCGAAUAGUAAGAUUCGACCUCCGAUGCCUUCUUCUACGAGUAGGAUUCAGGCGACUCCAUCUAAUUCACAAACUCUUUCCAAUUAUUCAAAGGCAAUGACGGGAUCGCGCACGAAUAUCGUGACCAAUGUAGAUUCCUUCAUUCAGACUAAAGGUUCAGCGCAAAAACCAAGCUCCGCUGAUAAAAUAUCGGAAGAAAAGAGAAAAAAACAACAGGAGGAAGAUGCAAAGAGAAAACGAGAUGAGGUUUUGAAACUCCAAAUGGAAGAAAAGAAGAGAAAGCGAGAGCAAAAGGAGAAAAAAAAUAGACUUGCAAGGGAAGCCAAAGAGAAACAAGACAUGGAGAAUAGAUUGAAAGCGCAAAAGGAGAAAGAAGAAAAAGCAAAAUUAGUGCAACUGCAAAAAGAUAAAGAGCGAGAAGAAGUUGAGAGGAAACGAAUGGCACAACAACAACGUGCUCAGGAAAAGGAAGAAAGGAAAAAACAAGAAGAAAUCUUGCGACAACAAAAAUUGUACGAGCAAGAAGAAGCGGAGCGACAAUUAGCAGAAAAACAACGUCGCGAACAAGAAGCUGAGAAACGAAGAAUAGCGGCAGCGGAAGCGAAAGCUCACCAAGCUCAAAAAGAGAAAGCUCAUGCUGAUGCUUUGAAAUCGAAGGCAGCUCAGCUCAAGAAACAAGCAUUAGCACAAAGUAAGCAACAACAACCAAAUAGCUACAAAAUCGAUAGUGAGCCGGACAGUGACUCUGAUGAUGAGAUGAGGCCGAAACAUGAAAUUCCUGUUUGGGCUAAGCCUCAUUAUCGGCAGAAGCAUUUAGCAAUGCAGGAGUACGUUCCAAUGCAAGCAAUAAUGCGAAUCUUCGACGUGAAAAAGUGCACUCCAGAUUUGUCUGAGUUGUUCCAGGGAAUUGACAAAAACAGAUUGAAGCGUACGUCCAGUGCAAUUUGGAAAACACCCCCUCGUUUCUCCAUGAUGGAAGCACUAAAUUAGUUGUCACAUUGGCGUUCGCAACAAAAUUAUCAUAUCCAUCGCGGCGGUACGAAUCUUUCAAGACUUUUGAAGAUCGCUCAACGUUUCGUACACCAACGUCUUUUAUCUUCAGUAUUUUAUAUUUUUUUCUGAAAGUUGAAAGGCGUCUAGUUUUUUAGCGUAUUGUACCAGAGUCGCUUCGAAUUUUGCUACGCUUUUUAAGUCUUUGCGACGCUUUUAGAAAAAAAAUUUGUAUGUAGAAUACAUGAUGUCGAAUUGAGACAUUUUUAGGGAACGACGUUCUUGAUAAAUUUAUAAUAUAUUGAUAAGAAGAAACGACUAAAAUAGUGAACUAUAAAAUUGAGAAAUCUAUUUAGAAAUCAGAUUUAAAAUUGCAGGCGUAGCGAACUUAGAGGCGACGUACUUCGCACGUUUUACACCUUUUAUUAUCGAAACAAUGUAUAGGAAUAGUUUGUUUCUCAAUAAACACUUGUUAUUUAAUCGAAUAUCCAAGCGGUACUGUUGUGCUUCAACGUUAGAUUAAUAAGACUUACUUUUAGAAAGCUUUUCGAAUUUUAGAUUUCAAUUUGCACGACCAGUGGAAAUAUAGACUUGAAGGUACCUUCUGCGCAUUUUAAUCUUCUGGGUGCGUAAUGUACGAAACUGUUCUUCCAUUGCUGGAAAGAAAAUUUAUUCUGUAUUCUGACGAUUUGUAUGAAUAUGCGGCUAUAAUAUAUAAUCAUGUAAAUAUGAUUAUAAUUCUGGACAAA